Messenger RNA from Dichomitus squalens LYAD-421 SS1, 1308 nucleotides. RefSeq lists its product as uncharacterized. The coding region runs from base 39 to 1094 and encodes 351 amino acids. NCBI's taxonomy places the organism in Eukaryota, Fungi, Basidiomycota, Agaricomycetes, Polyporales, Polyporaceae. The record is from RefSeq and is a predicted model, not a curated record. The transcript is spliced from 4 exons.
CCUCUUUCCAAGACCGAGCUCGCUGUCUCACGUCCACCAUGCUCCCCUCUGCGCUCACGAUCCUCACUCUCUUCGCCGCGGCGGCGCCCUCAUGGUCUCAACAAAUAGCUGACGCGCCGACUCUGGCUUCUCUCUACUCCCUCUCGACAUCCACGUCCGUCCCCUUCCCCACAGCAACACUCUCCAACUCUGAUGCGCAAUCCUUCAUUGUCCAGGGCUGGUCGCUCAGCAAGGGCAAGAUCCAGCAGGGCGGCGGAAACAUCGCGUUCGUGAACGACCCUUUCCCAAACAACCCCGCCCCGUCCUCCACAUCCAACACCACCGGACCAGUACUCCAGGUGAAGUACCCUGCAGGCCAGGUCGGUAGCGAGACCAGCGGAAUGCAACUAUACUCGCUGUGGAACACCUCGGAUGGGUCCUCGUUCCAGAGCGUGCUCGUCACGUACGAGGUCGCCUUCGACUCCAACUUCGACUUCGUGAAGGGCGGCAAGCUCCCGGGUCUCAGGGGUGGUCCAGAUCCCGACGGCUGCUCGGGGGGCUCUGCGGCGAACGGCACCAAUUGUUUCAGUACGCGUGUCAUGUGGCGGACGAAUGCGGCUGGCGAAGUAUAUGCAUAUGUCCCAACGCCGAACAACAUAUGCUCGAAUUCGGCCAUCCGUUGCAACUCCGACGGGUUUGGCACAAGUAUAGAUCGCGGCUCGUUCGCAUUCGUUCCCGGCCAGUGGAAUCGCGUAACGAUGCUCGUGCGUCUUAACCAACCUGUGGACACAGCAAAUGGAGAGGUCACGCUCUACUACAACAAUGUCAAGGCCCUCGACCAGCAAGCGCUGCAAUAUCGGAGCGCGUCCAGCCUUACAAUCGGCGGUCUCUACUUCUCCACAUUCUUCGGCGGCAGCGACUCCUCAUGGGCACCCCCGUCCGAUGUCAACGCAUACUUCCGCAACAUACAGCUUUAUGGAAGCUCCUCACCGUCGAACCUGACCGGCUCGAAGGUCAGCGGCGCCGCAGCCCAACGGCCGAGUUCCUUGGCGGCGUCUGCGUGGUCCGCGGCAGCGUUCGUGCUCGCAAGCGCAGUGUUUGGCUUGUUGUUUUAGCGGAGCAACAAUGGUUGCGCAUGAAUGGACGUCGGUAAUACCAAUGCCUGUGCCUGCGCCGGCUUCUGUUACGCAUUAUUGCCUGUAACAUCUCGCCCCGCUGGAUGUCACGGAGUGGCCUGGACUAGUAGAUGAAUUGUCACGGAACAAUUUGCAAUGUUUCAUCGCUCUCGCCUGCAUAUCAUAGUGUAUUAUCCAUUAUUACAGCUUCUUC